ACGCGGACGCGGAAGUGAUGUCUGAGGCUGCUGCUGUCAACAGUCCACCGUGCGGGUAUAAUAGGUAGAAAUAGAAGAUACAUGUCAGACGUGUGUGCUCUUUACCUGUGCAGAGGUGAGGUGAGGUGACGUGUGCAAUGUUAACAGAGCACGAGGAGACGUUUGGAGGCAUCAGUGACGUAGACGUGCUAACUUAAAGCUAACGGCUAACAGCAGUAACACAUCAGACAGCAGCCAUGGCCGAGGCCGGAGCUCACCUGACCUCCACCUCUGUGAACGAGCAGCCGUCCAUCUUUGAGGUCCUCGCCCAGGAGUCUCUGAUGGAGGCGGUCAGACCGGCCCUGAAACACGCCAUCAAGGUUCUCGCCGAGUCCAACCCCUCCCGCUUCGGCUUCCUGUGGCGGCGCUUCGACGAGCUCUACCUGCUCCUGGACCUCGUCCUGCAGAACCACUUCCUGUCCCACUGCAGCGCCUCCUUCUCUGAAAACUUCUACGGCCUGAAGAGAGCUACUGGACGGGGAUUCGCCGUCCGCCUGGGGCUGAACAGGAAGUCGCACUGGCGCUCUCUCCUGCUCCUGUGCCUCGUGCCGUACCUGCGGGCCAAGCUGGAGGUGACGCUGGCGCAGCAGAGGGACGAGGAGGACUUCUCCAUCCGGUUGGCGCAGAGCAGGAGUCAGAGGCUGUACCGCGCGGCCGUCGCAGCGUAUCCCUACGUGAGCUCGGCCUGGCAGGCGUGGGUCUUCUGCCAACAGAUGCUCUACGUCUUCGGUGUCGCCAAGACCCAUAAUCCUCUUCUGUGGCUCGCCAGGGUCCGACUGGCACGACUAAACGCUCAAGAUAUCAGAGACCUGGAGCUGAAGCCAAGCAGAGCUGGCCACCCAGCUGAGGGGAGCCUGCUGCAGAGGGCGUGGUGGUUGAUGUCACAGACGGCGAGGGGUGCGGCCCUCUCCCUCUCCUCCUCCCUCUCCAUGGGCGUGUUCUUCCUGCAGUUCCUGGAGUGGUGGUACUCCUCAGAGAACCAGAGCACGGUGAAAACGCUCACCUCCCUGCCCGCGCCUCCACCCCCGCUCCACCUGAGGCAGGACCAGAACAACCAGGAGCCUUCGUCCAAUCACAGCGGAGACGCUCAGUCCACCUCCAACACAGUGAACUGUCCGCUGUGCAGAAGGAUUCGAACAAACUCCACGGUGCUGUCGACGUCUGGUUUCGUCUUCUGUUACAGAUGUAUCUACACGUUUGUGAAGGUGAAUCGACGCUGCCCGGUCACAGGAUUCCCCACUGAGCUGCAACACCUCAUCAAAAUCUACUCACCAGAGAGCUAGAGCAAAAUGAUCAGAUCACUUCAGACUGAAAUCUCUUCAAUAAAACUGAGGCUUUGUUCUAAAAGAAAAAAAACCCUCCAGUGUUCAUGAGCUGCAAGACUCUGUGAAAAAGAAAACACACGCUGUGAUUUCUGUUGUCAGCUUUCUGAGGAUUUAAAUGUUUUGCAGGAAUUUGUUAAACCACAUUUCCAUUUUCUAAAUCAGGUAACUUCAGGAAAAGCUGCGCAGAAUUGUUUCUGUUUACCAAUUAUGAAGUGUGCCUUUAAAUCCAUGAAGAGAAAUCUGUUUUGUUUUUUAUGAAUAACAAAAAUGCUAAAUGUUCAAUUCACACUGAAUUAAGUUAAUUAUGAAAUUAAAUUAGUUGCUUUGUAUAUAACUUACUGCAUUUUCAUGUGUAAUUUUUAGAUCAGUUUCUUUCCUGUUGUUUUAUCGUUUUCACUUUCCACAGAAACACCUCGGGUGGGGGUGGGACUGUUUUCUAAAAUGCUGUAAUGGAUAUAAAUGGGUUGAACUUGAAUAACACCAAAAGCAAAAAAUGUAUAAAUAAAAUAAAGUAUUUACAUUUUAAACUGCUGUAAGAGUUCUUUAUAAUAUCUUUGAAUCCUUUGCAUGUCCAUCAUGUUGAAGCGAUGUGAUCUAACGUCUGAACUACUUAAAGAACAUGAACAUGAGCUGCAAGUAUGAACAUGUUUCAGUGUCUAUGACAUUAUAUUUUAACUGUUUUUAUUUGUUCUGUUUUUAUGUUUUAUUGCUGCAGAGCCCCGUUGGAAAAGAGACCUCGGCCUCAGUGGGUUCCUGCUAAAAUAAAGGAUAAAUAAAAAUGUGAAAACUUAAAAA
Molecule: messenger RNA, 2159 nt
Organism: Labrus mixtus (cuckoo wrasse)
Lineage: Eukaryota; Metazoa; Chordata; Actinopteri; Labriformes; Labridae
Gene: pex12
Product: peroxisomal biogenesis factor 12
Exons: 4
Coding region: 237-1322 (361 amino acids)
Biological process (GO): protein monoubiquitination; protein import into peroxisome matrix
Cellular component (GO): peroxisomal importomer complex; peroxisomal membrane
Molecular function (GO): zinc ion binding; protein binding; ubiquitin-protein transferase activity
Source: RefSeq, a predicted model, not a curated record